This is a messenger RNA of Rhodamnia argentea, 1524 nucleotides long. Its product is annotated as protein TRIGALACTOSYLDIACYLGLYCEROL 3, chloroplastic. The coding region runs from base 470 to 1510 and encodes 346 amino acids. The transcript is spliced from 10 exons. Gene Ontology annotation, molecular function: ATP binding; ATP hydrolysis activity. The record is from RefSeq and is a predicted model, not a curated record. NCBI's taxonomy places the organism in Eukaryota, Viridiplantae, Streptophyta, Magnoliopsida, Myrtales, Myrtaceae.
CGAAUCGAUCCCAAAACCUGAUGGGAAAAGCAAGGACAUCCUCUUCGGCCCGGUCCGUGCCCGACCGACCGACCAAUCGAGCUUCCUGCCUCGACUCAACGCCCAGAAAGCUGCGAUUUAAUCAAUGGCACCACCAUGCAUUUCCUUUCCUUUCGCGUUAUAAACGAGCCGAAAAGCGAAACCCACUAUUAGUUUCGUGCUUCGCCUUUCCUUCUCUCUUUAAUCUAGCGGUUGCUCUGCUCCUUUUAUGCACUUUUGUCUUCUGGGUGCAGGUUUUUCUUUUUCCUCCUCCUUCCUCUCAUUUCCCACAUUCGUUGGUUGGAUUUUGACGAGUCAAAAUUUUCCUGAUUUCAAUUUAAAUGCGAAUUCUUUGCUGGGUCUUGACUCUCCACAAUAACCAUAUUCUGGGGCAUCUUCAAAAUCCCAAUUUUUUCCCCUUUUUCCCGAAUCCUGAAUUCGCUCGAGAACCAUGAUUUCCAUGUCGGGUUCUCUGUUGCUACCUCUUAGUUUGUCCAGUGAUUCUCCUCGGCGUGUUGGGUUUUCCUUUUCGAGGACGAGUGCCUUGGAUUCGCGUUGCAGCGGGCAAAGGAAUGUGGUUUGUGGGUGUAUGGCCCCUCCUACGAACCUGAGAAGCGAUGGAUUUUCAGCAACCGAAUACGAUGAUCCAUCAAAAUUAGGGAAAAUGGGCAUAGUCCGGGAGCACAAGGAUGAUUCAGAUGUCCUUAUUGAGUGUAGAGAUGUGCACAAGUCGUUCGGCGAGAAGCAUAUAUUAAGGGGUGUGAGCUUUAAGAUUAGACACGGUGAAGCUAUUGGAAUAAUUGGUCCUUCUGGCACUGGGAAAUCUACGGUUUUGAAGAUUAUCGCGGGACUACUUGCCCCAGACAAGGGAGAAGUUUUCAUUCGAGGUAGGAAGCGAGCUGGUCUCAUCAGUGACGAGGAGAUAUCUGGUCUGCGAAUAGGAUUGGUAUUUCAAAGUGCUGCACUUUUUGAUUCCCUCACCGUUCGGGAAAAUGUUGGUUUUCUAUUAUAUGAAAAUUCCAACAUGCAUGAAGAUAAAAUCUUGGAGCUUGUGACAGAGACCUUGGCUGCUGUUGGAUUGAAGGGAGCUGAGGAUCGAUUACCCUCUGAAUUGUCUGGAGGGAUGAAGAAACGUGUUGCUUUAGCUCGGUCUAUUAUUUUUGAUACCACAAAGGAUUCAAUAGAACCAGAGGUACUCUUGUAUGAUGAACCAACAGCUGGGCUUGAUCCUAUUGCAUCCACUGUGGUUGAAGAUCUUAUCCGAUCUGUGCAUUUGAAAGGUGAAGAUGCAGUUGGAAUGCCUGGGAAGAUAACGUCAUAUGUGGUUGUCACUCAUCAGCACAGCACCAUCCAAAGAGCUGUCGACAGGUUGAUUUUUCUUUACGAAGGAAAGAUAGUCUGGGAAGGAAUGACUCAUGAGUUUACGUCGUCGGCAAAUCCAAUCGUUCGGCAGUUUGCUUCAGGAAGCUUGGACGGUCCAAUUAAAUAUUAGUGUUUGAUGUAUAC